Nothobranchius furzeri (turquoise killifish) is the source of this 1221-nucleotide messenger RNA. RefSeq names its product deoxynucleoside kinase. Lineage: Eukaryota; Metazoa; Chordata; Actinopteri; Cyprinodontiformes; Nothobranchiidae. Gene Ontology annotation, biological process: nucleobase-containing compound metabolic process. Gene Ontology annotation, cellular component: cytoplasm. The record is from RefSeq and is a predicted model, not a curated record. Gene Ontology annotation, molecular function: ATP binding; deoxynucleoside kinase activity.
AGUAGGGUCUAACCGCGCGCGAAGUUUAUUUUGAAAGCGGCUCGCGCCUUUUUCACCCUGUUCCACCGCUCGCGGACAAUCACAAACAAAAAGUAAUCAAUACUCGAGCCAACAUGGCGACUCCACCGAAGAGACCUUGCGACGGCUCCAACAGCUUUUCCCGCCGACAUAAGAAGAUCUCUAUCGAGGGCAACAUCGCUGCAGGUAAAUCCACCUUCGUGCGCCUCCUGCAGACAGCAUCUGAAGAAUGGGAGGUGAUUCCUGAACCAAUCGGGAAGUGGUGCAAUGUGCAGAAUGACAGUGAGGACAUUUACCAGGACUUGAGCUCGUCUCAGAAGAGUGGAGGAAACCUGCUGCAGAUGUUAUACGAUAAACCCAGCCGUUGGUCCUAUACUUUUCAGAGCUAUGCGUGUCUCAGCAGAGUUCGAGCUCAGCUUAAGGGUCCAUCCGCUAAACUUCAGCAGGCAGAAAACCCGGUUCAGUUCUACGAGCGCUCCGUUUACUCAGACAGGUAUGUGUUUGCAUCCAACCUCUUUGAGUGUGGAGACCUGACUGACACCGAGUGGAGUGUUUAUCAGGACUGGCACACCUGGCUAUUGAACCACUUUGAACCCGACAUCACCCUGAAUGGCAUCAUCUACCUGAGAGCCUCUCCACAGCGCUGUAUGCAGAGGCUGAUGCAUCGCGGCAGGGAUGAGGAACGGGGGAUUCCCCUCGAGUAUCUGGAGCAGCUUCACUCCAAACACGAGGCGUGGCUCUACCACAAGAACCUCAGGCUGGACUUUGAUUACCUCAGUGAACUUCCUGUCCUCGUUCUGGAUGUUGAUGACGACUUCAAGAAUGACCAAAUAAAACAAGAAGCUAUCAUCGAUAAGGUUCAAGAAUUUCUCACGUUGCUGUGAAGACUGGCCAAUCGUCGCUGAGGUGUCAGCCGCGGAGCUUCUGACUGGCUCGUUUUCGAGCUGAAGUUCAAUCAGAAAACUUGUUUUUAAAACUUUGUACAGUUUUAUUUUUUGAUGUUUUUAUUACUUGAUUUGAGAGAUCCCCUCAGCAGGUGUGCAUGCGAGGGUGUUUUACAAUUUAUGUCUACAACAUUCAAAUGAAUUAUUUUUUCUGUACAUUGAGCCAUUGGUAAACACAUCGUGAUGCCUUCAGGGCCCUCCUGCUAGUGUCUGUGUAAAUAAAUGAAAUAGACUGGUCUUCACUGACCAAACAAUCUAA